Messenger RNA from Drosophila hydei, 1449 nucleotides. RefSeq names its product kinetochore and Eb1-associated basic protein (gene Kebab). The record is from RefSeq and is a predicted model, not a curated record. Bases 109 to 1422 code for a protein of 437 amino acids. The transcript has 2 exons. Lineage: Eukaryota; Metazoa; Arthropoda; Insecta; Diptera; Drosophilidae.
AUUCGAUAAUAUCUGAAUGUAAUCGAAUGCAUGUUUCGAAAGGUGGCAGCACUGGUUGGCCUGUGCAUCAAAUUGAAAAAGUAGACUUAAUUUGAUAGAGAAAUAAAAAUGGAUUACAAAAAUUUCCGACCGCCGAAUGAUAAUUCUGCGAUUGGUGCCAUCAAAGAAUUCAACAGCCCCAGUAAACAUUUGGAACCGCGCCGAAUUCAGGAGCUCUUAAAAUCGCCGCUGCAUUUUAAGGCAGUCGAAAACUGCACAUCGAAAUCGCUUAAUGUUGUUGGGUUUAUAUCAAAGCCCAUGUGUAUGCAACCACGAUCUACAAAGGAAUUGAAACAAUCUCCGCUGCAUCUUAAGGCGGUGCAUCCGAAUCCAAAGUCUGUGUCGAAAUCCGCGGAAUCUCAUAGUCCUAACUCGCCUCGGAGAGAAUAUGGUCGCACAACUGGGCGUAAGUUAGAUCUCAACAAGGACUUUUUGAUAAAAAUAGAGAAUCGCAUUGUCUCCUAUCUACGGAGAUUAAAGGAUUUUCAAACGAUCUUAAAGCCAGGCCUGCAAAAACUGGGACUAAACGACUUCGUACGUAUUCUGAGUCAUUUCUUGACCUUCACGGGCGUUCGGCUAAAACCUUUCGACAAAGAAAACAAAAUUGAGCAGACGAUCGUGGCAAUGCGCCAGUUGCAAUAUCCAUACAAGCUGAACAAAUCAUGGAUGUUGGUGCCCAGUGCAUCGAUCCAAAAUGUGCUGCUGCUGUUUGAUUUUCUCUUGGACUUUGCGCCACAAGCGAAUGAAUCUUGUGAUUUGAAUGACGAGAAACUGAUGAACUUACAUGAAAUUAAACAAUGCGAAGAAUCAAACGUGCAGCUAAAGCAGGAACUCAUGGAUGUAGAGAGUCAGCUAUUAGCACAAGUCCAAACAAAUGAUUCAAUUAGCCAACAGUUACGCCACGAGUUGGGAACGGAAGCCGAACUGCAGGCUCAGCUAAAAGGAAAAAAGGAGCAGUUGCAUGCGCUACUUGAGCAAACUGCACAACAUGAACAGAAUAUGGGGCGACUGUGCCUUGAAAUAUGGCGCAGUAAGAAGCAGCUAAAAGAAUUUAAACAUCGAUUGACCCAAGAGUGUUGCAGUUACCAAGCGUAUGGCCAUAUAUUAGAAGAGUCUAACAAUCAACUGCGACUGCGCUGCAGUCAAGUUCAGGAGCUUGUUGAGCGAACCCGUCAAAAUCUUAAAAUUACCAUUGAGGAUUUCAAUGUUUAUGUGCGCCACUGCUAUAAUCAUUUCGGAAAUGAAAUUCUUACCUGGGUGAUAUCCCCCUUGGCUCCGACUUUAUCUCAAAUUCAAAGCACUCAGCGUCAACUAAAUCAGCUACGGCAUCAAUUGGCAUUUCCAGCUCGUGACAACAUACGAUUUCCAUUAACAGAUAAAUAAUAGUAUCAACGUAAACAUUAAGAAUAU